AUGGCUCUCGCUUUAGUUCUCAGAAAACCUUUGAAUAUUCAAGCUACUCAAAAGUUCUUUAAAACCACUUUACAGUUGGAUUCGAAGAGACCCUUUACUCAGAUCGUGAGUACUCUUAGAAAAGACCCUGUCAAAGUGAGCCGUGAAAUAAAAUAUGUAUCAAAGAGACCCAUGUCUACAGACCACGGAAAGCUGUGGACUGCAGAAAGAUUUCUCUCUGCCGCUCUCAUCGGUGUAGUACCUGUAGCUCUUCUCGCUUCUAAUCCAUUGCUUGACGACGUUAUGGCAGCCUCCAUUGUUAUACAUUUUCAUUGGGGUUUGGAGGCCUGCGUUGUAGAUUACGUUAGACCCAUAAUCGUUGGUCCUGUUGUUCCAAAACUAGCCAUGGGCUUGUUAUAUUUGAUUUCGAUUUCUACUCUUGGUGGACUUUUGUAUUAUAACCACAAAUCAAUUGGAAUGAGUAACACGAUUAUCAUCCCUAAGCACAACUUGCCCAUCAUUCUUAGACGGAGGGUCCCAGAAAUUAGCUUGCUGAGCUAUAGCAGAGGCGCUAGUAGAGGCAUUUCUGUUCACACUAAUGGUAGAGUAAGCUUUGGACAAAAGCUGCAAAAGCGGAUUGCUUGA
Molecule: messenger RNA, 624 nt
Organism: Phyllotreta striolata
Lineage: Eukaryota; Metazoa; Arthropoda; Insecta; Coleoptera; Chrysomelidae
Source: the annotation of a GenBank genome assembly